Fusarium mangiferae is the source of this 2532-nucleotide messenger RNA. RefSeq lists its product as uncharacterized. The transcript has a single exon. The record is from RefSeq and is a predicted model, not a curated record. The coding region runs from base 1 to 2532 and encodes 843 amino acids. Lineage: Eukaryota; Fungi; Ascomycota; Sordariomycetes; Hypocreales; Nectriaceae.
AUGUUCAUGCGCAACGUUCUUAUCGCGGCUGUCAGCCUGCAGGCUCUCCUUGAGGGUGUCAUUGCCCAGGAGAAGGUCACACUCACCAGGACUGUUACUCGUCAGAAGCCCAAGACUUCGGCUGGCAACCCUUAUGAGGUGCCUGAUGUUCCUGAGGUGACCGUUGUUCCCACCUCUUACGUCACUGACGGAACUACCAUCUUCGUUGACGAGACUGUCACAAUUCCUUGCUCUCGAUGCACAGCUUCCACUGCUGGUGAUGCCGACGCUGAGGUCACUUCUGAGGUUAUCACUACUGUCAUCACCAGCGAUGCUGGCAGUGUUUCUGACCAGACUGCUGAGGUGACUGUCAUUCCUACUUCUUAUAUCACUGACGGCACCACUAUCUUCGUUGAUGAGACCGUCACUAUCCCUUGCUCUAAGUGCACUGCUUCUUCUACCGCUGACGCUGGUGCUGAGGGUACUUCAGAGGCUGUUUCUGAGACCGUCUCCGAGUCCGAGGCUCUCUCCACUGCUGAUGCCACUACUUCUGGUGACGCCGCAGCUGCUGGUACUUCUGAGGCUGUCUCUGAGGCUUCCAGCGAGACCGUUUCCGAGGCUGCUACUACUGAGGCUGAGGCUCUUUCUACUGCCGAGGCUACUGACUCAGGUUCCAUCACCGAGCAGACUGCUGACGUGACCACUGUUGUCCCUACCUCUUUCAUCACCCGUGGUACUACUCGCUUCGUCAACCAGACCAUCACCAUCCCUUGCACCAAAUGUGCUGGUGGUAAGACCAAGACUGCUGCCACUGGAGUUGUUGGCGAGACCACCCUUGACACCUCUGCUGCUCUUGAGACUACCGGAGCUACCCAGGACGCCGCAGAGACCUCUGCCGAGACCUCCGCCCCUGUUGAGGAGGAGACCACUGAUGUCGACAACGCUACUCAGACUGCCAACACCGCCACUAAUGAGGCUGACGCCAGCACUGAGACUGAGGCUCCUAUUCCUACCACCAUCAUCCUCACUACUGGCAAGGGACAGAGCACUGUUUCCACUCAGCCCGGACCUUUCGCCAACACCACUGUUGCCGCUGGCGCUGAGACCACUGGUUCUGAUGAACUCCCCGGUGCCGUUUCUUCAGAGGCCGCUACCAGCAGCGCUGUUGUCAGCAAGGUGAACAAGCCUGUCAUCGUUGUUAUCCGUGAGGUUACCAUCUUCCACCGCACUAUCGUUAUUGGUGCCGCCUGCCCUCCCGUCAAGCGUGGCAACAAGGGUGACUUCGUUGUCGGUACCGGUUCUGACGAGAAGACCUUCCCUGAGCUCGGCGAGGCUCUCACUGAUGCUUGUGACAAGCAGUUCAAGGACUGCUCUGAGAACGCUGGAAAGAACUUCGAGGUCUCUGAUUGCCAGAAGCAGCGUGAGAUUUGCCGUGCCGAUGCCUCCUCAACUGCCAAGGCUCCUACUCCCAUCACCAAGGAGUCCACUGAGACCGCUUCCGUUAUUCUCCCCUCUGACGCCGAGGUCACUGGCAAGACCAAGCCCGGUGUUGGCGGCCAUGUUGUCAUCUCUACCCGAACCCUCACUGUCUCUGAGUCUUGCGCCAUCUCCGAUGGUACCCCUGUCAUCGAGGGACCUACAUCCACUGGCGCUGUCAAGACCACCGAGACUGCCGCCGCUGAGACAACCUCCGAUGCUGAGGCUGCUGACUCUACCGCUCUUGGUGCUGAGACUUCUGAGGCUGCUACUGAGACUGCUCCCGGUGCUGCCGAGAGCUCUGAAGCUGUCACUGUUGUCACCAUGACCAAGUCCGAUGGCGAGAUUAGCACUAUUGCUAUCACUCUUACCAACGGUGUCCCCACUGGCACUGGUGUCACCCCUCCCGAGACCCAGGUCGAGUCCUCUGCUGAGGUUGCCCCUACCUCCGAGGCUGCUGAGACCUCUGGUGACUCUGAGGCUGUUGGUUCUACUGCCCUUGGUGCUGAGACCUCCGAGGCUGACGAGACUGUCACUGCUACUUCCACUGGUGUAGUUAUCAUCACCAUGACCAAGUCUGACGGCGAGAUCAGCACUACUGCUAUCACUGUCUCCAAUGGUGUCCCUACCGGCACUGGUGUCGUCACCGUUCCUGGCGAGGGUGAGAAGACUACGGUGGUCGUUCCUCCCGCUGAGACUUCCGCCGAGACUUCCGAGGGCGCCAUCGGCCAGGAGACUACCGUCCCUGCUGCCGGUGAGACUGUCAUCACCAAGACUGUUACCAAUCAAGUCACCUCCUACGUCACCGUUGGUGUCAACACCAUGACCGUUGGCGUCGAGACUGUCACCCUUACAAACCAGGUCACCGAGACCGUCACCGUCCCCUGUGGUGCUGGCAAGGAGACCGCCAAGGUCAUCACUUCCGUUGUCACAGCCUGCCCUGCCUCUACCACUCUGGCCACUACCCGUGCCCCUGAGCCCGAGACAGUCUACGUGACCGCGACCGUCGAGGCCGCCCGUCUUCACAGCGACGUUCCGGCUCCUGAGCGAUUCCGCCGCAUGCUCGGCUUCUGGUAA